AUGUCCAACAGCAGCUCCAUCACCGAGUUCCUCCUCCUGCCAUUCGCAGACACGCGGGAGCUGCAGCUCCUGCACUUCAGGCUCUUCCUGGGCAUCUACCUGGCUGCCCUCCUGGGCAACGGCCUCAUCCUCACAGCCAUAGCCUGUGACCACUGCCUCCACACCCCCAUGUACUUCUUCCUCCUCAACCUCGCCCUUCUCGACCUGGGCUGCAUCUCCACCACUCUGCCCAAAGCCAUGAUCAAUUCCCUCUGGGACACCAGGGCCACCUCCUAUCAAGGAUGUGCUGCACAGGUCUUUUUCUUCUUCUUUUUGUUUUCAGCAGAGUAUUUCCUUCUCACUAUCAUGGCCUACGACUGCUACGUUGCCAUCUGCAAGCCCCUGCACUACGGGAGCCUACUGGGCAGCAGAGCUUGUGCCCAGAUGGCAGCAGCUGCCUGGGGCAGUGGGGUUCUCAGUGCUGUCCUGCACACGGCCAAUACAUUUUCCCUGCCCCUCUGCCAAGGCAAUACUGUGGAUCAGUUCUUCUGUGAAGUUCCCCAGAUCCUUAAGCUCUCCUGCAGAGAAUCCUAUCUCAGGGAAGUUGGAUUUCUCAUGUUCAGUGCUUUUUUGGGGUUUGGCUGUUUUGUUUUGAUCAUGCUGUCCUAUGUGCAGAUCUUCAUGGCAGUGCUGAGGAUGCCCUCUGAGCAGGGCCGGCACAAAACCUUCUCCACAUGCCUUCCUCACCUGUUUGUGGUCUCCCUGUUUCUCAGCACUGUCAUAUUUGGCUACGUGAAGCCCCCCUCCCUCUCCUCCCCAUCCCUGGAUCUGGUGGUGGCAGUUCUGUACUCAGUAGUGCCUCCAGUAGUGAACCCCCUCAUCUACAGCAUAAGAAACAAGGAGCUCAGAGAUGCUGUUAGAAAAGUAGCUUCACGGAUGUUUCUGAAUAUUGAUAAAUUUCUCCUCUUUCUCCAAAAGUGA
Messenger RNA from Cygnus atratus (black swan), 960 nucleotides. Its product is annotated as olfactory receptor 14C36-like. The transcript has a single exon. Gene Ontology annotation, biological process: G protein-coupled receptor signaling pathway. Bases 1 to 960 code for a protein of 319 amino acids. Gene Ontology annotation, cellular component: membrane. Gene Ontology annotation, molecular function: olfactory receptor activity; G protein-coupled receptor activity. The record is from RefSeq and is a predicted model, not a curated record. Lineage: Eukaryota; Metazoa; Chordata; Aves; Anseriformes; Anatidae.